Micropterus dolomieu (smallmouth bass) is the source of this 754-nucleotide messenger RNA. RefSeq names its product RNA binding fox-1 homolog 3a (gene rbfox3a). Lineage: Eukaryota; Metazoa; Chordata; Actinopteri; Centrarchiformes; Centrarchidae. Gene Ontology annotation, molecular function: mRNA binding. The coding region runs from base 1 to 699 and encodes 232 amino acids. Gene Ontology annotation, cellular component: nucleus; cytoplasm. The record is from RefSeq and is a predicted model, not a curated record. Gene Ontology annotation, biological process: nervous system development; regulation of alternative mRNA splicing, via spliceosome. The transcript has 9 exons.
AUGCUGUGUGUUUCCCUGCAGCAAGCAGAUGAGGUUGCACAGACGGAGAGCUCCCAGCAGCUUCAUCUGCAGCCCAGUGAUUCAUCAGAGAAGCAGCAGCCCAAGAGGUUACAUGUCUCCAACAUCCCUUUCCGUUUUCGUGACCCUGACCUCCGGCAAAUGUUCGGGCAAUUUGGCAAGAUUUUAGAUGUGGAGAUUAUUUUUAACGAGCGAGGCUCCAAGGUCAACAAUGCCACAGCCAGAGUAAUGACCAACAAAAAGGUGGUGAACCCUUACACAAACGGCUGGAAGCUGAAUCCAGUCGUUGGAGCGGUAUAUGGUCCUGAAUUUUAUGCAGUGACAGGGUUUCCAUACCACAGUACAGCAGCAGCCAUGACUUAUAGAGGGGCCCAUUUGAGAGGGAGGGGCCGAGCUGUUUACAACACAUUCCGCACUGCACCUCCUCCUCCACCUAUCCCUGCCUAUGGAGCUGUGGUCUACCAGGAUGGCUUUUAUGGGGCAGAAAUAUAUGGAGGGUAUGCAGCUUACAGAUAUGCCCAACCAGCUGGUAAUGCUGCAGCUGCAUACAGUGACAGUUAUGGCAGAGUCUAUGCAACAGCAGACCCCUACCACCAUACGAUUGGUCCUGCAGCCACAUACAGCGUGGGCACUAUGGCUAGCCUUUACAGAGGAGGGUGCAGUCGCUUCACUCCCUACUAGAAAAGAGGGGGAAACGCCCCGUUCCAUGCCCGCAAAACAGACAAAAAACAACAAC